GGCGAAGAGCCACACCAGUGGGGCGAAGUUGCGAAAGAAAAAAAAAAAUGGCCGGUGGCACAGCACGAUCACAACCCCACCAACGAAAACCACCACCAUCACUAAUCGCAGCACAACACCGUGAAAUCCAAGGCCUUCUUCUCGACCAAAAAGAAAUGGUUGCAAUCCACGCUGCACUCAAGCAAGAACUUCUCGCCGUUGAUCACGAAUUGCGCGAACUCUCCGCCACCGCACGCAAAUUCAGGGAGGAAAGAGACUCUCAAAUUAAGGAACUUUACGAUAAGUCUGUCAAAGUUGAGGCUGAGGUUUGCGCAAUUGAAGCCCUUCAUUCUGAACAUGCGCAAGUUGUUACUGAUAUUCAGAAGUUGACUGAGAGUAAAAUUCAGCUUGUUGCUCAUUUUAAUAAGCUUGAGUCUGAGUUGAAUCGGGUUAAGGAGGAUUCUUCUCAAGUGGGUGUUAUUAAGACUGAUGUUGAGAAGAUGAAGGAAGAAAUUCAGAAAGGAAGAGCUGCAGUAGAAUGUGAAAAGAAGACACGGGCAGCUAACAUUGAACAAAGUCUAGCAAUGGAGAAACAUAUGAAGUCACUGCAACGUGAAAUCGAGAUGCUACAUGCUGAGCUUGCGAAUGCUGAGAAACGAGCAAGGGCUGCUGCUGCUGCUUCAAAUCCAAGUCCUGGAUACAUGGGAAACUACGGAAGUCGUGGUAUGUCAUAUGGAGGAGGUCCUUAUUCUGUUCAGUAUUCCAUGCAUGAGGGACAAUUGACUGCUGAUAGUGCUUCCCCAGCUCUAUAUGUGCAUCGAGCAGGUAAUCAUAGCCAAUUUGACUCCCAACAGCCUCAUUUGCCAAAAGGAUGAGCUCUAUAUCGUGACUUUCCUUCUUGGUGGCUUAAAGUGUAAAUGGAUGCUUUAACUGUAGAACAUGACCUUGCAAUCAGAUUUUGGCUGAAACCAGAAACAGUCUGGGGAUAUAGUAAGUAAAUAGUCACUUUAUCGAUUUGGGAUUAGAACAAGUAUUUGCACCAACGCUGGAGCUGCCUCCUUUUUUUGGUUUACUCGUAGAUUGGAUCAGGUUCGACUAGAGUUGUUCUACGGGAAAAGAACAAACAUUUGCACCAAAACUUUAUUGUACCUUCUUGUCACUGAUAAGGCAACUAAAAAUGUCGUUGUGCAUGAGUUAGUUCGUUUUAUUUGCUGUUAUAUGGUAUAAUACAUGGAUUUAGUGUUGUUAUAAGUUGAGUGGAUGUAUGAUAUAGUUUGAGAUUUGUAUCUAUCAUUGGAUCUCUUACCUUGACAAUACAGCUAGAUCAAGUCACAAGAUUGCGAGUGUAACUGGCUUCUCACGAAGUCGUGUGUCUCUACUGGGCAAAUUGUUGUUGUUGGCUUUUCUAUCAAUGGCACAUUCUAAAACGAUUGCUCCA
Messenger RNA from Beta vulgaris subsp. vulgaris (sugar beet), 1417 nucleotides. Its product is annotated as protein FLX-like 1. NCBI's taxonomy places the organism in Eukaryota, Viridiplantae, Streptophyta, Magnoliopsida, Caryophyllales, Amaranthaceae. The record is from RefSeq and is a predicted model, not a curated record. The transcript is spliced from 4 exons. Bases 48 to 854 code for a protein of 268 amino acids.